AUGCAGUUCGAAUUACGAACAUUGAUGUUUGGAAUUGUAACCGUGCUGGUAUUAUUUCUGAUCAUUGCUGAUAUUGCUGAAGUCGAGAAAGAAAUUGCGAAUCUUGGAGGUUCCAGACAAUUGUACUUGCACAGCCUCAUUCCAAAGCCAAACAGAAAUGUAGCAGUGAAGGCCAAUCCUAAACCUUUAGUCAGUGAAGGGGAGGACAAGAGCCCUGCUUCUCCUUCAUACUCGAAUAAUACCACCAAGCUCUCUACAGAUAACUGGAUGUUCAACAGGACCCUCUCCAAUCUCAUCAGGAAGAACAUCCUGAGGUUUUUCGACCCAGAGAGGGACAUCUCUAUUCUGAAGGGAACAUUGAAACCUGGAGAUGUCAUCCACUACAUCUUUGAUCGUCAGAGCACUACCAAUAUCUCAGAAAACCUAUACCAGUUGCUGCCCACCGCAUCCCCCAUGAAGAACCAGCACCACAGGCACUGUGCCAUCAUAGGGAACUCUGGGAUCCUACUCAACAGCAGCUGUGGGCCAGAGAUAGACUCCUAUGACUUUGUUAUCAGAUGUAACCUGGCGCCAGUGGAGGAGUAUGCUGGGGAUGUGGGCCGGCGCACCAACCUUGUGACCAUGAACCCAUCUGUGGUGCAGCGGGCCUUCCAGGACCUGGCCAGUGAGGAGUGGAGGGAGCGCUUCCUGCAGCGGCUCCGGAGCCUCAGCGGCAGCGUACUGUGGAUCCCAGCCUUCAUGGCCAAGGGAGGAGAGGAGAGGGUAGAGUGGGCCAUCCGUCUCAUCCUGCUGCACACGGUUGAUGUGCACACCGCCUUCCCCUCACUGCGCCUUCUCCAUGCUGUCAGAGGGUAUUGGCUGACCAACAACGUCCAGAUAAAGAGACCCACCACUGGUCUACUGAUGUACACCAUGGCCACUCGCUUCUGUGAGGAGAUCCACCUGUACGGUUUCUGGCCUUUCCCUCAGGAUUCACAGGGGAAACCAGUGAAGUACCAUUACUAUGACACUCUGACCUACGAGUACACGUCCCAUGCCAGUCCACACACUAUGCCACUGGAGUUCAGGACCCUGAGUUCACUCCACAGACAGGGGGCGCUGCGUCUCCACACUGGCUCUUGUGAUGUAGGAACAUAAUCUAAAAACACAGCAAGGAAUGUACUGUAUGUCUUCAUCAAAAUUACCCUCACGCUUUUGGGAAAAUAGCUCCUGCUCAGUUGAUGUCUGUCAGACACGGACAUCUCAGAGGAAAUACUUCCCGUAUUAAACUGUAGGACAUUUUUUAUGUAGCUGUGAAUUUAGGUGAACGACCGUAUGCAGGAUACUGCAUGUCUUAUUUGGGCUCACGUUGUUGUCCUUCAAGAGACAUGAGCACUGAAGAGUUUUUAACAUUUCUACAGUAUCCUGUGAAAAUUUUACCUAAAACAGACACUUUUUAAUUUGUUAAAAAAUAACUAAUUUAUGUUGGUAUAUGCUUUUUUUCAACAAGAAUAACUUUUCUAUUUACAUUU
This is a messenger RNA of Oncorhynchus masou masou (cherry salmon), 1511 nucleotides long. RefSeq names its product alpha-2,8-sialyltransferase 8B-like. NCBI's taxonomy places the organism in Eukaryota, Metazoa, Chordata, Actinopteri, Salmoniformes, Salmonidae. Gene Ontology annotation, molecular function: alpha-N-acetylneuraminate alpha-2,8-sialyltransferase activity. The record is from RefSeq and is a predicted model, not a curated record. Bases 1 to 1137 code for a protein of 378 amino acids. Gene Ontology annotation, biological process: oligosaccharide metabolic process; N-glycan processing. The transcript has 6 exons.